AAAGCUACUCCCUUUCUUUCCAUAUGCCGUUUGCCCUCUCAUUUUGCCCAAAAGCUUCAUGAAUUCAAUCACAAUUUCUCUUCUAUACAAACUACAUAUAAUCCGCUACACUUGAUGCAUCUUCUCGCCAUCUCUGUUCAAUUUUCUCCACUCCCAUGGCUCUCCUCACUAAACUCCCUUCAUCUUCAUUAUCAUCAUCAUCAUCUGCAAUAACCCAAUUCCAAAACCCCCAAAUCUCCACUCUGAAACCCUUCAAUUCCAUACAUUUUACAAAAACAUCAUGUUCCGCCUCUUCACCUUUCACUGAAAAGCAUUCAAUCGAAAGAUACCAAAGGGACAAAUGGGUGUUCAGGAACCAAUUAGAUCCAACCCCAUCUGAAAACCUCCCCAAUUUCUCGACUAGAGAUUACGAGAUUGCUCUUCAGCUUCCAGAGCUGAAGAAUUUGCUUCAGGUUUUGAGAGAGAAGAGAGAGGAAGGUGGGGAUGAGGAGAGACGAAAAGGGGCCCCAGGGAAUGUGUUCUUGGUGGGUACAGGUCCUGGUGAUCCAGAUUUAUUGACAUUGAAAGCUUUGAAGGUGAUUCAGAAUGCUGAUUUGGUGUUGUAUGAUAGAUUGGUGUCUAAUGAUAUAAUGGAUUUGGUGGGUCCUCAUGCUAAACUUCUUUAUGUUGGCAAAACUGCUGGCUACCAUAGUAGAACCCAGGAAGAGAUUCAUGAGUUGCUUUUGAGUUUUGCUGAAGUUGGCGCAAAUGUUGUGAGACUCAAAGGAGGGGAUCCAUUGGUGUUUGGAAGAGGUGGGGAGGAGAUGGAUUUUCUCCAACAAAAAGGCAUUCAAGUGAAAGUUAUUCCAGGUAUAACUGCGGCCUCUGGAAUAGCAGCAGAGUUGGGUGUUCCACUUACACACCGGGGAGUAGCAAACAGUGUCCGGUUUCUAACCGGCCACUCGAGAAAAGGAGGAGCAGAUCCUCUUUUUGUAGCAGAAAACGCAGCUGAUCCUGAUUCGACGUUAGUCGUUUAUAUGGGAUUAUCUACUUUCCCAUCGCUCGUCUUAAAGUUAAUCCACCAUGGUUUACCACCCGACACACCAGCAGCCGCCGUUGAGCGUGGCACCACACCACAACAACGCGUUGUUUUGGCAGAGCUGAAGGAUCUUGCUGAUAAAAUUGCAUCAGAACAAUUCAUAUCUCCGACUCUGAUCUUCAUCGGAAAAGUUGUAGCUCUUUCACCGCUAUGGCCGCAAUAUUGUUCCAAAGAGACUUCCGAGUUGAUCCAAAUGGCAGAUAUGGGUUCAUGAGAACAACAACAACAGCCGGUCAGUUUUCUCGACUUUUAAGUGGCAAAAGAACCAGAGAUUGUGGAACAGUGGUUGCUUAUGGAUUGCUAUUCGUGAGUCAGAUUUCUGUGCACAAAGGCUAUAGAGCGAAAGAUGUGCAAAACUUGAGUCAAAAAUUUUGUUCGGAUGUUACUUUUGGGUUUUUUCGACUUCUAGAUUUAUGAUCAACUAGUGGUUUAUUUGGGAUUCUGGUUACAUGAUUUGGGUUGUCCCAAAGAUUGUAGUUUGUUUGCUGAUAUCCGAUGGUUCUUGGUCAACUGAUUUGUGGAAGAGGUCGAACAAACGAGUGUCAUCCAGAGACCGAUCCCGAGCCUGGGCUAAGACGAGGCCUUAAAAUCGCGGUUCUUCGAGGUUCGGUUUGGCUCGGCUCGUUGGUCCUUUUUCGGUCCUAUAUUUUAUAGGAAGUCUAGUUAACUAUGACCCAUUUUGGCCAGUUUAAAGGUGGUUACAAAUUCAUGAAUUUCUGAUAUUUUAUUUUCUUAACUUGUUUCUUUGUUAUGUAAUGUUUA
Messenger RNA from Cynara cardunculus var. scolymus (artichoke), 1840 nucleotides. RefSeq names its product siroheme synthase. Gene Ontology annotation, molecular function: uroporphyrin-III C-methyltransferase activity. The transcript is spliced from 5 exons. Gene Ontology annotation, biological process: siroheme biosynthetic process. Bases 156 to 1292 code for a protein of 378 amino acids. The record is from RefSeq and is a predicted model, not a curated record. NCBI's taxonomy places the organism in Eukaryota, Viridiplantae, Streptophyta, Magnoliopsida, Asterales, Asteraceae.